Cyphellophora europaea CBS 101466 is the source of this 855-nucleotide messenger RNA. RefSeq lists its product as uncharacterized. The transcript has a single exon. The coding region runs from base 1 to 855 and encodes 284 amino acids. NCBI's taxonomy places the organism in Eukaryota, Fungi, Ascomycota, Eurotiomycetes, Chaetothyriales, Cyphellophoraceae. The record is from RefSeq and is a predicted model, not a curated record.
AUGGCCGGCAAAAGUUCUAGCGCCGCCGCGCUCUUCAUGCGCCGUUGUCGAAAGCACCACUGCCUCUCGCAUAUACCUGCGCGCGCCGCCUCCACAUCACCGUUCAGUCCCGCGACCUUUAACAAGAAAUACUCCUCUCCCAUCACCACACCCUCACCUGUGGCGUCGGCGCCAUCGAACCUCCCGAAUUCACCAGCGAUCAGCGCGCCUUCAAAGUCCGAGAGACUUGAUCUGUCCUCCUUCCUGGACAGGCAAUCAUCCCAGUCUCCGGCAUGGGCUCGACCGAAAGCACGACCCACUGCUAUCGAACCAGCGCACUCUGCAACGUCUUUCUGGAAUUAUAUGCGCCGUAAAUUAGGUCUGCGGAUACCAAAGAAGGACGCACCGACGGAUCCGUUCAAUGUUUGGAACAACCCAUACCGAGCACACAAGGCUUGGCCGCCUAAGCUCCUUGAGUUAAAUCAUAAGCAACAGCUGCACUUCGAGAAGACAUAUCGGCGGCGUGCGGCUCUGAAGUGGGAGCGGCCGGUCUUCACACGUUGGGUGACACUGAUUCAAAACUCUGUCAUUGCGUUUGUGGUUUUCUACGCUGUUUUUGUAUAUGAGCCCGAGGAAGGAACAGUGUUUGAUGGAUUUCGCGCUUGGGUCUGGAGACAGAUGGGUGACAGUGACAUGGUUCCGGAGCGAGUCAGGAACAACUCCAAGAAAAAAGCUGAAGAGUUUGACAAGAAGUGGGUUGCGAUGAAGGACACAUUCUUCGAGAUCACACCUGUCGCCGGCCUCAAAACGUCGCCGCCUGUGAAUCCAGAUGAGCAGAAGAUUCCCUGGGCGCAGAGGCAAAGGAAGGACUCUUGA